UGUCGCAAGCAUGCAGAACAAUCGUGGAAACGCGACCCAGUACUAUUUCGCGGAUCGGAUAUGAAUGCUUACAUAAUCCAAAGACCUAUGAUGCUUGACCCUGGCGAACGACAACUGUCUUUCUCACAUACAGCCGCAGCAACACCACCGCUCUAGUCCUCGUUCCUAGUGUUGCUUUUACAAACGUCACGCCAAUCGGCAAGGUCACUCAAAUCAGACCUUAAAUAUGUUUUUCUUCGGGCUGGGAGGGCUGUUCUAUGUUGCCGUACUCCUUAUUAAUGCUAUCGCCAUCCUCUCCGAAGACCGCUUUCUCGCACGCAUUGGUUGGACAGCAUCGGCAGAUCCUGGCUUCCCUGGUCAGCGCGAUGACUCAAGCGUCAAGGCACGACUGAUCAACCUCGUCUCCUCAGUACGAACAUUGAUGCGGAUACCGUUAAUGUUCAUCAACACUCUUAUGAUAAUAUACCUCAUCGUUCUUGGAUGAUCGUGGCACACACGGAGCCGGAGGAUGCUGAGACUGCUAUAACAGACAUAAUCACAACGUUCACAGAACGAGAUUAUAAAACGCCUUGACAGCGCCAUUGC
Messenger RNA from Bipolaris sorokiniana ND90Pr, 585 nucleotides. RefSeq lists its product as uncharacterized. The record is from RefSeq and is a predicted model, not a curated record. The coding region runs from base 227 to 484 and encodes 85 amino acids. Gene Ontology annotation, biological process: endoplasmic reticulum to Golgi vesicle-mediated transport. NCBI's taxonomy places the organism in Eukaryota, Fungi, Ascomycota, Dothideomycetes, Pleosporales, Pleosporaceae. Gene Ontology annotation, cellular component: COPII-coated ER to Golgi transport vesicle; Golgi membrane; endoplasmic reticulum membrane. The transcript is spliced from 4 exons.